AGGAACGGCUGAAAGGAUCAGCACUCUCUUCUUCUUGCCAAAUUCGUCGCCGCCGCUGACUCUUUCAGCUCCGGCGAACAGCCGCCUCCGCCACUCUGAAAUCCGGCGCUUCUUCUCUCAACUCCGGCGACUGAUUGUCGCCAUUCCUUUCUCACAUUCUCUCUCUGUUUCGCGAUCUCUCUCCCUCUCUCUCUCUCGCCGCCUCUGAAAGCCGCGCCGUCGGAGACGGCCAUUUGGCGUCCUCAUCUUCCCUCCCGUCACGCCCUUCGUCCGACCUCUCUUCUCGUGUUUUUUUCUCCCGAUCCCCAAAUUUCAGAAAACACACAUUGUCAAUUGGAAAGGAAACGGGGCCCUAAUUUCUCCUCCACCAGAAAUCGUCACCGCCGCCGUCGGGUCUGUCCGCCGCCGCAAGACCUGCGAGGCCGGCGCUCCUCUCCCUAAUUUAUUGAAACAGGUCCGCUGUAGUCUCCAAGAACCAGCGUUUCCACUCUCCCGACAAAGCCAAGGCCUCCGUUGUUUUGGACCGACACUACUGCUCUGUCCUACGAGUGCCACCGUCAUCCUUUCUAGUUCGACGUAGCAGGGCAGCGGCCCUUAUUCUCAAACACCGUUCAAACGAAACAGAUGUUAUUGGCCAAAUAAUGCAGGCUGAAACUAUGGAGGAGAUGGAGGAAAAACUUGAUUCAAACUUACCUCUUCAAGUUUGGCAGUAACUGGAGUAAUUUCCUGUCUUUUGGUUGUUGAUGCACGAAGGAAAAACUGAAGGGGGAUUUUUGAUGGCUGAUAAAAUAUUCGCAAACCCUCCGAGCAAUGUCAAAAAGAUUCGUUAAUGGCCAUCUUCAGAUCACUCAAAGCCCUAAUUUCUCAAUCUUCGAGGAAACUAUCCAAUCCCGAUCCUUCUAGAACGUUCUUCUCCCUCUCUCUCGCCUCCGCUUCCCCAAUUUCAUCUCCAUAUUCACUGCCCAGUAACGGUUACAUCCGCCGCCACUUUCUGUUUCGGUCGAGAUUACUCUUUCCGGUGGGGGGGCCUCUCUUCCUCUUCAAUCCUCCGUGGAAGCUCUCCCAGUCCUCCACCCCUCUUCUCUUACAAUCCGACAUCGUCCUCAAUUUCCGGAAACUACGUGCAAUAAAUUUACUUCAUCAACCGGCAUUUAGGUACAAUCUUGGGCAUAAUGCUCCGAGGCUAUUGAAUGAGAACGUCAACGAGGAAUUUAGAAAAGUUGCAGAGGUUGGAGCUAGUAGUGGCGAUGAUGCGAUCAGAGACGGUUACUUGAAUCUCCCUAAUUUUAUUUCAUUUAGUCGGAUGCUUUCCGGUCCGUUGCUUGGAUGGAUGAUUGUACAUGAUAUGCAUUCCUAUGCAUUUGUUGGGCUUGCUGUUUCUGGAGCAACUGAUUGGUUAGAUGGCUAUAUGGCUAGAAAAAUGAGAAUCAAUUCUGUUGUUGGGUCCUACCUUGAUCCUCUUGCGGACAAGGUUUUAAUUGUAUCUGUUGCUCUGGCAAUGGUGGAUAAAGGGCUUUUACAUCCUGGAUUGGUCGGACUUGUUGUGUUGCGCGAUGUUGCUCUUGUCGCUGGUGCGGCCUAUAUAAGAGCUAGCAGUUUGAGUUGGAAGUGGGAUAGUUGGCACGACUUUGUCAACCUUGAUGGGGCUCAUGCCCAAAAGGUGAAGCCCCUUUUCAUCAGCAAGGUUAACACAGUUCUGCAACUGGUUCUAGUUGCAGCAGCUCUACUUCAACCGGGAUUUGGAAGUGAAGAAACUCAACUUUAUAUCCAAUAUUUGAGCUGGUUGGUAGCUUCUACAACAGUUGCUUCAAGUGCAGCGUAUGGGGUACAACACUGGAGAAACGGAGCAAAAAGGAUAAAGUUCCGAUCGUGAAAGCAGAAACAUGUAUUCUAGGAAUGCUUUCUUCUUGUUAGAGAUUACUACAUUUUUUGUUGUUUCGCUCCAAGGAAUGAAUAAAAUGUCUUGGAGAUAGUUGUGCUGGUGCACCAUCUUUUUCUUGUUUAACCUCACGACGCAAUGUAAUGCAAAGUUAUGUUCAAUUAAUUAAAUCUGAUUUCUGUCGCGAUACUAAAA
Molecule: messenger RNA, 2074 nt
Organism: Salvia miltiorrhiza (redroot sage)
Lineage: Eukaryota; Viridiplantae; Streptophyta; Magnoliopsida; Lamiales; Lamiaceae
Product: CDP-diacylglycerol--glycerol-3-phosphate 3-phosphatidyltransferase 1, chloroplastic-like
Exons: 9
Coding region: 830-1873 (347 amino acids)
Biological process (GO): cardiolipin biosynthetic process
Cellular component (GO): mitochondrion; membrane
Molecular function (GO): cardiolipin synthase activity
Source: RefSeq, a predicted model, not a curated record